Messenger RNA from Nestor notabilis (Kea), 842 nucleotides. RefSeq names its product DNA fragmentation factor, 45kDa, alpha polypeptide (gene DFFA). The annotation marks the transcript as partial. Lineage: Eukaryota; Metazoa; Chordata; Aves; Psittaciformes; Psittacidae. The record is from RefSeq and is a predicted model, not a curated record. The transcript is spliced from 5 exons. Gene Ontology annotation, biological process: regulation of apoptotic process; apoptotic process.
CUAGUGGCAUUCUGGCUCUUGACAAGGACAGGGAGCCCAUCACCUUAGUACUGGCAGAAGAUGGCACCAUCGUGGAUGAUGAAGAUUACUUUUUGUGUUUGCCACCUGAUACCAAGUUUGUGGCACUGGCCAAUAAUGAGAAAUGGUCCAGCAGCAGCUCAGACAGUGGAAGAACCUGGCUCUCCGAGUCUGUGGACGAAGUGGACAGUGGUGUAGAGAAGUGGAAGCAGCUGGCUAGGCAGCUGAAGGAUGACCUGUCCAAUAUCAUUUUGAUGUCUGAAGAAGACCUCCAGGUGCUUAUUGAUGUACCACGUUCAGACCUGGCAGAAGAACUUGCCCAAAGUCAAACCAAAAUCCAAGUGUUGCAGGACACCCUGCAGCAAGUGCUGGACAGACGAGAAGAAGAACGCCAGUCAAGACAGCUCCUGGAACUCUACCUAAAGGCCUUGAAAAGUGAAGACAGUAUCUUAAGCAAAGUAGCAGAACCUGAGGCUGUACCAAUAAAGGAGAUGGAUGUGGUUGACACGGGUACCAGCAGUACCAGCACCUCAGCCAAAACAGCGCUCAGUGACCAGAUCCUUGCUGCUCUGAAAGAGAAACCUGCUCCAGAGCUCUGCUUGGACAGUCAAGAUCUUGAGCUGGUCUUGAAAGAAGACACACAAGCCCUGGCCUCGGCUCUGAGAUGGGACAAGCAGAAAGCUGAAGCUCUGCAGCGAGCCUGUGAUCAGGAGCUCUCCAAGCGUCUACAGCAAGUGCAGACUUUGCAUUCCCUAAGGAGCACAUCAAAGGGCAAGAAAACACUACCCUUGGGAGACUGGGUUAGUUCAAAACGUAAAAAAUAG